AUGUCUCUCAACGGCUCUUCCCAUCGUCCCAAAGACCCUGUCGCCGAAGCUGUUCAUCAAGGCCGAUUGCCUACCCUCAGAGAAGUUAAGAAGAGUGUAAAGACUAUGAUGAAGACCCUUAUUCAAGCUAUCACUCACAUGGAUGAGUUGCCUCGGCGGCGUUUUGCUACCUUCAAAUUGUUCUACACCGAUGCAACUCCGGAUGACUAUGAGCCGCCCAACUUUAACACAGGCGACUUCGAAAAAGACAGAUGGUACUUCAUGACACACAACCUCGACGAAGUCCCGGACAAGUUUAGUGUAGGAAAGGUCGACUGUGGCUUUCACUCAGUCAAUCUCAAAGUCGCCUCCGUCGCCAGCUUCCUUCCCUCCUCCACCGACAACGACGACGCUCUUUUCACCGGCACUGUUACGAAGGCCUUGUUGCCAACGAAACUUAACACAGAAGAAGACACUGCCGCAUUCCAAAAGCAAGCCGAAGACCAAGAAGAGGACGCGAAAACAAGGAACCUUGCUUGGUCGGCAGAAGAGGAUCUCGAUGAUGUAGAUGCUGAAGGCGAAGAUGACCCCGACUAUAUUCAACGCCCAGAUGGCACUUACGAGCUGGUUUCCGGCAAAGGUCUCCAGGAAUCGGUACCUCUUGGUCGGAGGAAGGAGAACGGAGAUAUCGAAAAGACGAUUGUACCGGAUACUGGCAGCAUCGAAGCUUGUUUUCAAGGAUUCCAGGAAUCGGUACCUCUUGGUCGGAGGAAGGAGAACGGAGAUAUCGAAAAGACGAUUGUACCGGAUACUGGCAGCAUCGAAGCUUGUUUUCAAGGAUUCCAGGAGUCGGUGCCAACUCGGUUGCAGGACCUUAAUUCUAAGCCUUCCCCGGAAAUCGGUCUUUUCGAUGAAACGCAGGCACUGUUCCAGACGGAACCGUAUGGCACGACGGCUGAUGGGCCCCCGUUGCGACUUGAAACCCCUGCAGAUCAUAUAUCUGGCGACGAAAAAGCGUCCCUGCCACCUUCCAACAUGGCGAUGGAGCUGGAUUCCCCUUUGAGCAGUGCACUAACGACCCCUUCCCCGAGCCUGCCGCGAAGGUCGAACGGGAGAAGCCCGAGACUUGCGAACGAGGACGAGGAAAUGUUAGAUCCCGAGACGCAGGUCGGCGAUCCUAACUCACGCAUCGUCGAUGCGAUUCAAUCAUUCAGCCCGAGUGACAAGGCAGCAAUGGACUCGAAAUUGGACGCCAUCUUGGAGCCUCCUGUGACGCCCAAAACACCCCAACCUGUGGAGGAUAUCGGUCUGGACUGUAGUUGCGGUAUCACGAACCCCGACAUAGAUCGAGGAUCCCAUGUGCUUUUAUACCAUUCCGCUCGCGACCCUCGACUUCCCAACAAGUUUACUUGCUUCGACUGCCGCCUCAGGGCCGACCCCUCUUUCAAAUACAUUAUCGAAGACACCGUUUACCCUUCGAUCAUGGAGAAAUACAGGGAAAUUGUGACCUUCAGUCCUUCGCUCAUUAAAGACCUCAGGCGGGCCGUCAAGGUCUUUGAAGAGUCUGGGAGUAUGACCCAGUCAGAGUUUGCCAAGUCAAUGGAUGGGGACAUCAAUAGUGCGCGAUGGUACAUUCAGAGGCUACAGGAAGAGGAGUUCAUUCACCAGGUUGCGACUACUAUCGAUGCAUUUGGCGUUGUUACCGAGACGCGUUUGAAUAAGAACCGGAAAGCAAAGGAUCGCAAGGCGAAGCAGCGAAAGAAGCUCCAGAGGACUCGAUAUGUUUUCAACCAUGGGGUCAAGCGAGAGCAAAAGUACAAGGACUACUUCAAUCCCGACCAAGAGGUCGAAAGUCGAAUGGUUGGAUUGGACGACUUGAGGAACUUCACUAGCACGACUGCCCAUGUAUCGGCUGCCGCCCUUGCUGGUAACAUCAGAUCCGGACCAUCAACUGCCGCCAACCCUGCGUAUGAUACGCAGACGAUGGAGUUUUCCCAAGAACUUGGUUUCUCGGACAGUCAGAAGCGAGGGGCUGCCGACGGUGCGCAGAAUGGAGCUGUCGACCGUCCAUUGAAAAAGCUCAAGAUUUCUGUUGCUACUGGAAUCGACCUCGCUGAAUGA
Molecule: messenger RNA, 2100 nt
Organism: Coprinopsis cinerea okayama7#130
Lineage: Eukaryota; Fungi; Basidiomycota; Agaricomycetes; Agaricales; Psathyrellaceae
Exons: 11
Coding region: 1-2100 (699 amino acids)
Biological process (GO): meiotic recombination checkpoint signaling; synaptonemal complex assembly
Cellular component (GO): nucleus
Source: RefSeq, a predicted model, not a curated record